AUGUCGACAGCAAUGAAUAAGAAUAGUCAACAUGCAAAAUCUACUGUUGGUUUAUUAUUAGUAAUUGGAGAUAUUACUUCAAAUGAACAACGUGAUGAAAUAUGUUUUUAUCUUAGAAAUGCAUUUAAACAUAUUGAUAUUAAUAAAUAUCAUGAAAUACAUGAUUUAUUUAAUAAUUUAAUUCAUGAAAAUCAAUUUCAAAUAGAUUCUCAAUAUCGACAAAUAGCUAAUACAGAAAAUGGUUCAAUUGCAGGAUUUCUUUAUCUACCAAGUUUUCAUACAUUAUUAAAUGUAUUCAGAGAUUUAUUCAAUACUUGUUAUCAUGUUUGUAUUCUCUUUUGUGGACAACAAAUUGAUUCUAAUGGAGCUCUGAUUUUAUCUGAUUCAUUAUUUACUUCAGAGAAUUUUCAUAGUUUAUUCGAAGAAAAUACAUCGUAUGUUAUACAAGAUCUUGAAAUAAGUUUACCAUAUGUAUCAAAUCAAUGGAUGAAAUUAUCUACGAAUUAUUUACAAAAACAAUUAGAAAAUGUUCAAAUAUAUGAUUUAUCUAAUGAGAUAAAUGAAGAAAAUUCUUUUGGACAACGAUUCUAUGAAAGAUUACUUCAUGUUUUAAAUAAUGAUUUUGAUAUUUAUAGUAAAUUAAUUCCAAGAAAUAAUUCAGGAACAAUUGCUUUUGAUGAACCUAAUCUUUAUAUAUUAUAUGGUCAACAGGGUGAAGCAUCAUUAUUUGGCGUUCGAGGAUUUGUUGUAUUAGUCAAUGGUGGAUUUAGUCGAAUUCCAUCUUAUUGGAAUUUAAUUCGAGGUUUACAAAAUAUUGAUGCAUGUAUUUUAACACAUUUUGAUUAUGAUGUAUUUCCGGGUUUACAAACAAUUCUUCAUCGAAAAACAAUUCUAUCGUCAUCGAACGAUCAAUUAUGUAAACCAGAUAUUGGUGCUUUUUUUCUUAAUCAUACUCAACGAACAAAAAUACAAUCAAUACCUACAUCGAAAUCAUCAUCAUCAACUAAUAAAUUAGUUGUAAAUUUAAAUGAAAAUAUCGAUGAAUUUUUACAUAAUAUUAAACAAUUAAAUAUUAAUACAUUUAAUUUAAUUAAACAUACAACAUCUAAUAAACAAAAUAUUGAACCAAUUAGUUUGUAUAAAAAAAUUGCAUUUGGUUCACUGGAUCUUUAUGUUUUACAUCCAACGACAUUUACAACUGAUGAUGAUAAACUUAUUGCAUCUUUACAAAAAAUUCCCAUUCAUAAUAAACAAGUAUCUUCAUCAAUGAUUCCACUUCAUCAUUGGUAUUCAUCAUGUUCAUUACUCGUUUGGACUCCGACUUCGAAAUCAAGCAAAGAUACUAUUGUACGCAUUUUAUAUACAGGUGCUUGUCCACAAACACUUGUCUUUGAAGCAUUGAAUAGAGUUCGACAUUUGGAGUUUUUACAUGAUUUCCAACCACAACGACAAACAGUUCGAACAAAUAAUAUUAAAACAGCAUCAACUUUACAUCUCAAUACAGGUAUUAAACAUUCACCACCGAAAUCUAAAAUUUCUCCACCAGUCGUGAGUCGAGUGGCAUCGCCAGCAAUUCAAAAUAAAACAACAAAAGAUUCACCGCGUCCUCCUGUUUCGAAGCCGAAAGUUUCACAAACGACAACUGUAAAAACAGAAAAACCUCGAUCAGUAUCAAGUACAAAAAAACAGACAACUCUUGCGGCAACAUCUAAUGCGAAACGGUCGAUUAGUAAAGAUAAAAAGGUUAAAAAUCCUACGGAUAUUGUUCCAAAAAUUCCCAGUAAACCCAAACAAGUGAAGAAUCCUGUUUCGAAAUUAAAACCCGACAAUAAUCAGAAACAAAAAUUAAAAGUUCAAGAUCAACCUAAGAAAAUAUCUGGUGGUAUUAUGUCGAUUAAUAAUGAACAAAAGUUAGAAACUCCAAGUAAACUUGCAGACGAAUCAGAAACUAAUAAUGAUCAUCAAGAAAAACAUGAAGAACAAAAUAAUGAUGAACAAAUAUUACAAAGUCAGAAUGAACAACAAGAAGAUUUAAUAAACGAAAAAGAAUACCAACCAGAUGUUGAAACAGAAACUGAUGAUGAACAUUUAUUAGAAAGUCAAACUAAUGAAUAUGAACAAUCGGAUGAUAAUGAACAACAACUAUCAGCUGAUGAAUUGGAUGAAUCUAAUGAACAAUUAUUAGAUAAUCAUGAAAAUGAAAUUCAUCGACCAGAAUCUGUUUCGUUAAUAAUGGAUCAUAAUGAGUCAUUAAUUGAAAGUACUUCUGUUUCACCUAUAGAUGAAAGUACAUCGCAAUUAACUUCACAGGAUCCAAUGACAAGAAGUUUUAUUGACGGAGGAUCGGACACAGAAAAUCCAUUUACUGAAAAAGUUGAUGAUGAUACUUAUGUUGAUGAUGAAAUGGAAAUUAUUCACCAUAAUCCAUCAGGAUCAGCUAAAAAUUCUGUAUCAUCCAUUGAAGAUAUUAAUCCACAAGGUUUACCUAUCGAAAAAGAAAUGUCUGCAACAAAAUCAACAGUUAAAAAGCUAAAUAAAGAACCUAAUCGAACGAAUAAUUCUAAUCAAGCAUCAUCACAUCAAUCAGGUUCAAUAUUCAAUGUUGAUGUUGCAUAUAUUCCAUAUCAUGGUAAUGAAUCUUAUGUUGAUAGUGAAUUUUUUCGUCGUAUACGUGCUCGUUAUUAUAUUUUAAAUGCUGUACAAGUAAGUCGUAUUACACUUGAAUCAUUAAUUGAUGGAAAACAGCAAUGGAAUACAAAAGAGCACGUACCUGUUACUCUUGUACCAACAUUUGAUGGUGAACAAUUACGACAAUUUUUUAUUACUAAUAAGAAUCGUCUAGCUGAACUUAACAUUAAUAUUCUUCCAGCUUCGACACGAUGUAAUGUGCAAUAUGAUAAUGAAAGUUCACCAGCACAACUCUUACGUUUUCAUUCCAUGUAUCAUGCCGAUGAAUAA
Messenger RNA from Adineta steineri, 2958 nucleotides. The record is from the annotation of a GenBank genome assembly. NCBI's taxonomy places the organism in Eukaryota, Metazoa, Rotifera, Eurotatoria, Adinetida, Adinetidae.